Molecule: messenger RNA, 1664 nt
Organism: Habropoda laboriosa
Lineage: Eukaryota; Metazoa; Arthropoda; Insecta; Hymenoptera; Apidae
Gene: dgt1
Product: KAT8 regulatory NSL complex subunit 2
Exons: 8
Coding region: 235-1644 (469 amino acids)
Cellular component (GO): NSL complex
Source: RefSeq, a predicted model, not a curated record
UAGUAGCGUCCCGUUAUCUUGGUCCUCUCGAAGGACCUAGUGUUGUCUUUCAAGUAUUUAUUAUUUAUUCGCGUACAACUUCAGACUUACUGCACAUUUGCCAAUAUUUUACGUUUCACAAUAUAAUCUUUUUUCUCUUGAAGCUUCCAGAAGUACCUUGACGGUGACAAGCGUGAAUCAGUUGGCACUGUCUUUCCUUCUCGGAAGAUUUGAUGUAAGAGAUCACAGUAAGUUAUGUUUCGUAUCCCAAAAACAACAAUGCCUGUGACUACUGUAGCCACAAAAAAAGCAAAACACACACAAACUUGUUCAUACUCAUCUUAUGAAUGCACACAACCUUGUCUUGAGGGAUAUAGUUAUUGUACCAAACACAUUCUUGAGGAUUCAAGUGCUCCUUUCAAGCAAUGUGGCUUUGUGUAUAAUACUAAUGGUAGAAAAUGUCAAAAUGCUGCACCAAAAUUGGAUAGAAGAGAUAUUUCGUAUUGUACUGAGCAUACUAGAAAAGCUCAAGUAGCUCGUAUAAAAUCAACAGCAAGGCAUUCUUUACCACAGACACCUGAAAUGCUCUUACUUAAUUUGAGUCAUUAUGUUAAAAGAACAGAUUCAAGUACUGAAGAUACUGAAGAUGAAGAAGGAAAAGUUAAAACAUUAGACCCUUUUACUGAAGUUGAUGCAUACAGGGUAAAUGCAAGUGGAUGUGAUAUUCUAGAUUAUGCAAGUUCAUCUGACAGUGAUGUUGAACCUACAGUAGUAAAUGAUACAUUAAGAGGAAGUUACCUUGAUGAUAGUGAUAAUGAAAGUUUAUACAGUGCACAAGAAGAUCCUUUAAAGCAUGCUGGAAUAUUCACUGCUGAGGAGGUGAUCUACAUUGCACGAGAAAAACUUAUUAGACUGCAAUCACUUUAUAUAGAUCAGUUUAGAAGACUACAAUAUAUAUUAAGGGAGAAAAGACGAAAGUAUUUACAUGGACUUAAAAAGGAAAAAGAAACACUGUGCAGCAUACAUGAUCAGCCAAAAGAAACUACAAAAGAAAAAAAGAUUUAUGAAAAAUUAAAAGCAUUAAAUCGUUACCAUAGACGAAGCGGAGUUGAAGCUAUACUAUACAGAAAAUCAUUAGAACGUAGAGCACAGGCAACAGAGGGAUCUACACAAAAAAUACCAAGUAUAUCAAAAUGUAUUUUCACUGAAGGUGGAGUAAAGUGUGGAGAAAGAACUCUUCCAGCUGCAAAACAUUGCCGCAAACAUAUUCUUAAAGAUCAACACCAGGUUUUAUUUAAGGCUUGUGGAGCAAUUCGUGCAGAUAUAGAAUGUCAUGAACCAGUACCUGUAAUUUUUGAUACAAAUUGCGUGUUUCACAUGAAUUUACCAUCUGAAUGCAAAUUAGAAUCUAUGAAAUUUAAAGAAUCAAAACCUGAAGCAUUGGAAAUGCCAGUAACGGAUAAUCAGUCUAUGGAGAUUGAUGUAGUAGGUGAAAUUCAAGAAAUUGAUCCAGAUGAUGAUAUGGCAGGAUUAAUGAGAGAAAUGAGUGAUGCUGCACACAUGAAACCAGUAUUUAAUGAAAGCUUAAACAGUGAAGCGAGCACAGAUACAGCAUUUAGUUUAUCAGCGCAGAUGAGUGAUAGAGACGACCUUGUUUCUGUGUGACAAAAUAUGUUUCUAUGAUU